AUGCGUCAUUACCCGCUUCACCCGGAUAUAAUCGACAAAGGACCCCCAGAAAGUUCCAAUAUAGGCAGUGAUGGACCCCCAGAAAGUUCCAAUAUAGGCAGUGAUGAACCCCCAGAAAGUUCCAAUAUAGGCAGUGAUAGACCCCCAGAAAGUACCAAUAUAGGCAGUGAUGGACCCCCAGAAAGUUCCAAUAUAGGCAGUGAUGGACCCCCAGAAAGUUCCAAUAUAGGCAGUGAUGAACCCCCAGAAAGUUCCAAUAUAGGCAGUGAUGGACCCCCAGAAAGUACCAAUAUAGGCAGUGAUGGAUCCCCAGAAAGUACCAAUAUAGGCAGUGAUGGACCCUCAGAAAGUACCAAUAUAGGCAGUGAUGGACCCUCAGAAAAAAGUACCAAUAUAGGCAGUGAUGGACCCUCAGAAAGUACCAAUAUAGGUAGUGAUGGACCCUCAGAAAGUUCCAAUAUAGGCAGUGAUGGACCCCCAGAAAGUACCAAUAUAGACAGUGAUGGAUCCCCAGAAAGUACCAAUAUAGGCAGUGAUGGAUCCCCAGAAA
This is a messenger RNA of Procambarus clarkii (red swamp crayfish), 550 nucleotides long. NCBI's taxonomy places the organism in Eukaryota, Metazoa, Arthropoda, Malacostraca, Decapoda, Cambaridae. The record is from RefSeq and is a predicted model, not a curated record.